Molecule: messenger RNA, 2658 nt
Organism: Nerophis lumbriciformis (worm pipefish)
Lineage: Eukaryota; Metazoa; Chordata; Actinopteri; Syngnathiformes; Syngnathidae
Source: RefSeq, a predicted model, not a curated record
AUGACAACCCUGGAACGUCUAAAAUUUGGAAAGGAGACAAAGGACAGCGUAACGCUGCUGCCAUGUUUUUAUUUUGUAGAGCUACCUAUUCUAGCGCUAUCGGUCAUCAGUCUCUACUUCCUGGAGCUAACCGAUCUUUUCCAACCAGUGCAUUCUGGGUACAGCUGCAAUGACAAAAGUCUUUCUCUACCCUAUGUCACACCGCAAAAAGAAGUUUGUCCUCUGCCUCUGCUUUUCAGCUUGGCUUUUGCCAUUCCUACUACGACCAUCCUAAUAGGAGAGGCUAUUCUAUUCUGCUAUCUAUCCAGGAGGUCAUCGACCAUCCAGACUGAGGCCAACAUCAGCGCCGCGGGCUGUAACUUCAACUCCUACAUUCGCAGAGUUGUUCGCUUCAUUGGGGUCCAUAUCUUCGGCCUGUGUGUAACCGCGCUGAUAACGGACAUUUUUCAGCUUUCGACUGGACAGCACACACCUUACUGGCUGGACGUGUGCAAACCCAAUUUAACGCACAUAAAUGUAUCAACUUGUGAUGAAGCUUUUAUUCUGGAAGACAUUUGUUCCGGACAAGACACUCCGCUCAUCAUUGCUGGGAGGAAGUCUUUUCCCUCUCAGCAUGCGUCUAUGGCUGGCUUUGCUGCUGUUUACGUCUCAAUGUAUUUAAACACAGUGCUGACAGACUCCACAAAGCUACUGAAGCCUCUCUUGGUGUUUUCUUUCAUCAUGUUGGCUAUCCUGGCCGGAUUAACCCGGAUCAUCCAGUUCCGGAACCACCCCGUUGAUGUCUACUGCGGCUGGAUUCUGGGGUUAGCCGUUGCGUCCUACCUGGGAAUUUUUGCGGUGGGAAGUUUCCGGCCUGGAGAAGAUAAGUCGAAAAGGCGAAAGUUGUCUUUUACGUUAAGGAAGCCUCCCCCUUCUUCUUUCCACAGUGUGUGCCAAUCAGAAGUCAACAAUAGCCAUCAAGUGGGCCACCACAUGUUGUCAGUCAGCCAAGCAGAACCGAUCAGCAUCAGGACCACUCCCCACAGCUUGUCCCCGGAGCCGCCGAAACGAAUCCUGACACGAAGCGCCUCCUACCGGGAGCCUUCUCAAUCCAAUCUCAAGGUCACCAAUGCUGAUUUGGAGAUGAUCAUUCCGCCCAGCCCGAUGACGGCUUGUGAUAAAAACUUCAACAGCAGCACGUUGCCAAGGAACCACGGCGGCUCCUCAUCAGAGGGUUGUCGCGUUCCUCGUCGACACGCCUCCAUCCACACCUCCAUGGAUUCCACCCGAUCCAAACAGCUCCUCAGCCAAUGGAAGAAUAAAAACGACAAGCGGAAACUGUCCCUGCAGGUCAUGGACGGCAUCAGACCAGCUUCCUUAUCUCCGCAAAGAGACAUACAUCUUCGCUAUCCUUCCGAAACACCCGCCGGAGGCAUGGACGCGGAGCUCCACGCGGGAAGCCACCUCUCGCCAGCUGCUGGACAAGAAGCUCACAUCCCAGCCUCUUAUAUAAAGAUAGCCGCCAGUUGCGUUCAAAAUAAAACUCCCCAAAUCCAGAACGGAGGAAGUGGCUACUCGGCCGGACCGAGAAUGAUCAUCCAGUCCCGCCCCGGAUCUUCUCAGCUGGUUCACAUCCCCGAAGAGGAAAAUUCUACCGUCAAGGAUCAGGAGAGCGAAUCUGAAGACAGCACUUUUGAUGUGCUGGCGUCUGCGAAACAGAAGUGGGUGAGGGUUACGGAGAAAAGCACGCUCCCAUGUAGACCGCUCAGCGCGGGCGGGCAGCCUCGACUCAUGCAGGUGAUCGGUUUCUCGAAACCGCCGGGUUUGCUCAAUUCCCGAUCAGAGGACGGCGGCAGCACCGUCAGUUGCACCGGAUCUAUUCGCUACAGAACCCUGAUGGACCAAGACCCGUCACCGCCGGCUUCUACUACUGGUGUAAUGGAAGUCGGCGGCCAAGCGUUGGAACGAAGCGGCAGCAUCAUCCGUGUGGAAGCCCACCCCGAGUCCAACAAGCCCGUGGUGAAACCCCCCAGCACGGACGGCAGCGGCUCUUGGCGCUGGACUCCCGUGGAAAAACGUCCGUCCCUCCGACAGUCCGCUUUUAACAUCGACGACAUACCGCGAAACGCGGACAGCUGCGACUCCCUGAAGGACGCCGGCUCCUCGGACGGCCGGCAGAGCGUCGCGGGGAACAAAUUUGAGGGCAAACUCGGCGUGGAAGGAGUUCCGAGCAAUCACCCGCACGUAGUUUACCCUUUGCACCAAUCCCAUUCCAAUUUCCAGGAUCCCAACUCCUGCAAUCCUCUCACUCCCAAUUCCGUAUUCUCCCCUCCUUUCCAUUACCACCCCCAGUCGGUCACGACCAUUCGCGUCACCCCCGUGGAAGGGACGGCCGCCAGCAGCGACGGCAGCUCCGACAGCCAGUCGGCCGCGUCUUCCAGCCGCGAGUCCACCUUGAGGAGAAAAGACGGCGCCGAAGUUCACUUCGGUCAAGAUUCGGGGAACAACGUCUUCAAAGGUGAAAGCGGACAUUUUUUCCAAGACAAUCCCGUCCACCAUAACAGACAGUUACAAGGAAUGUUCGGGCGACCGAGUCCGCACCCUCCGCCUACUUUGCCCCGGCCCAUUAUGACGCACCCGCCACCUCAAAGUCUAGGUUUGGCCUUUAAGGAAGCUUAA